Molecule: messenger RNA, 2971 nt
Organism: Paramecium sonneborni
Lineage: Eukaryota; Ciliophora; Oligohymenophorea; Peniculida; Parameciidae
Source: the annotation of a GenBank genome assembly
AUGAGUAAUUCAAGAAAAAGGUUAAUAAAGAAUUCUCCUGAUUGUAAAUCAAAUCAUACAGAAAUUCUAUCAGACAUUGAAGAAGAGUAUAAUCUUAACAAUUAUAAGUAUGAAAAGAAAAGCAAAAAUGUAUAAUAAAAAUAAAAUGAAUAAUAAUAGAAUGUUUAAAAAUAAUCUCAAUAAUAAAGAAGUGAAAAAGAGACACCAUAAUUAUCAGAUGUGUUUAGUACUUAAAAUGAUUCUAAGCAUAAUAAACAAUAAAAUUAAAUAUAAUCAUAAAAGAAACCAUCCGCUUAAAGAUAAUCAAAUUAACCAAAUCUAUUUUCAUUCUUUGGAAAAGAUGUUUUAAUUAAUCCUUCAUAAGGUUCAUAAAAGAAAGUAAAAGAUUCUAAUAAAAAUUAAAAUGAUAAUAUAAAUAUUGAUGAUAUAAAUAUAGAAGAAUAAUUAGAAAUAGAGAGAAAGAUUAGAGAAUAGAGUAAAGAUAAUAAAAAAUAGAUGAAAGCAUAAGAUUAAUAAUACUAUUAAUAAUAAUAAUAGAAAUCAAGUUUAGAUACAGAUAAUGGAAAUAAAAUUGUUGAAUAAUUAAAAAGGAUUAAUUUAGAUAAUAAAAAGUAAAAUGAAUUACCAAAGAAUUUAGGACCUGAUAUAAAGAAAAGUUUUGAAAUAUAAAUAGAAUAAUAAUAAUAAUAAGGAUAGGUUAAAAAAAAGAAAGGAGGUGUAAAUAUUACAUGGGAAAAUAAAAGUUAGAAUUAAUAAUAAAAAGUGAUCCAAUCAGAAAGUAAGUAGUAGUAAUUUGAAUAGGAGAAAUAAUAAGAAUUUUAGAAUGAUCCUAAUUUAUUUAAAGGAUUAACAAUAGUAUUAAGUGGAUUAUUAAAUAUUUGUAGUAGAGAUAAAUUUGAAUAAUUUUUAAAGAAUAAUGGAGCAAAAGUAACUGGAAGUGUAUCAGGAAAGACGAAUUAUCUAAUAGUUGCAGAUAAAUUAGAAGAUGGAAGGAAAGGUGAGGAAGGUAAUAAAUAUAAGGAAGCAAAAAAGAGAGGAACAAAGAUAAUAAAAGAAGAUGAUGUUAAUGAUUGGUUAUUAGAUAAAAUAGGAGUUGGAUUAGAUUAAAUAUUUCCAGAUUCAAAUUUAUCUAAAUUAUAUAAGAAAUCAGGUUCAAAAAAUAAAAAUUAAUUUACAAUAGAUGAAAAUAAGAAUAUAAGUAUGGCAGAUAAAUAUAUGCCAUAAACAUUAUCUGAUUUAGUAGAUAAUAAAUCUAGUGUUACUUAAUUAAAUGAUUGGAUAUAUAAAUUUUAACAUCCAAAUUCAAAUGAAGAUUAAUAAAAAUUAAAAAAGAAAUUCAUUCCAUUAAAAAUGGGUAGAUUUUAACCUGUUGGAAAUAUUAAGUAAAAAUUUUAUUCUAAAUAUAGUUCUAAAGCUUGUAUAAUAAGUGGUCCUCCAGGUAUAGGUAAAACUUCUAUGGUAAGAUUAGUAAGUGAAGCAUUAGGAUUAAAAUUAAUUAUAAAUAAUGCAUCAGAUAAAAGAAAUAAAGGAAGUUUAAGAUCUAUUCUUAAUGAUUUAGUUGAUAAUAGUGUAUUAAUGAAUUUAUUUAGACCAAACAAAAACUUUUUAAUUGUUAUGGAUGAAGUUGAUGGAAUGACAGGUUCAGAUAGAGGUGGAAUAUCAGCAUUAAUAGAAUGUAUUAAAUCUACUAGAGUUCCUAUUGUUUGUAUUUGUAAUGAUAUUGACAAUCAAAAAUUAAAAUCAUUGUUAAAUCAUUGUUAUAGUAUUAAAUUUUAAAAACCAGAAUCAAAAUCUAUUGCAAAAAGAUUAAAAUAUAUAUGUGAUUAAGAACAUAUCAAUAUGACAUUUGAAGAUCUUGAAAAAUUAGCUAUUUGUUUUGAUUGUGAUAUCAGAUAAUGUAUAAAUAUGUUGGAAUUACAAAAAAUAUAAUCAAAAACCAAUAUUAUCAAACCUUAUUCAUUUAAAAAAGAUAAAGUAUGUGUUUUUAAUACAUUUAAUGCAGCUUUAAGUUUAUUAAAUAAAAAUUAAAGAUAAUAAUUAUCACUUAGAGAUAUGAUGGAUAUGUUCUUCUUAGAUUAUGAUCUAAUUCCACUUAUUAUUUAAGAUAAUUACAUUUUAUCAAAUCAUUAGAAUAUAAAUAAUAUUGCUAAAGCUGCAGAAUUAAUUGCUGAAGGUGAUAUUCUAUCUAAAAAAAUUAGAAAAGAUUAAUAAUGGUCAUUAAUGCCAUCUUUUGGAUUCUUAUCUAGUGUAUAUCCAUCAACCAUUGUUGGAGAUAAAAUGGAUUUUCCUAAAUUCCCUUCUUGGUUAGGAAAGAAUUCUACUGCAUCUAAAAUCAAAAGAGAAAAUCAUAUUAUAAAAAAUAGACUUGCUCCUAUUACUUAUUUAACAUCUGAUAUUUAAUUAUAUUCUAAAUAUUUAUUUAAUUUGAUUAAACAAUAUUUAGAAUUAAAAAUACUUAGAAAUGAUAAAGAUGCAGUAUGGAAUGUUGUUUCAAUUAUGGAAUAAUAUAGAAUUACUCCUGAUUUAUUAAAAGAAGAACUUCAUAAUUAAAUAUUUAAUCCAUUAAAAGAUAAUUUAUUAAGUACUAUUGAUGCUUAGAUUAAAACUUAAUUAACUAAAAUGUACAAUAAAAGACAUUUCAUUCUAAAAGAAAAAGCAUCCAAAAGAUAACAAUACACAGAAAGAUAUUUAGUAAAUACUAUAUUUUAUCAUAUUUUAGAGUGAAAAUUAUAAUCCUUUAAUUGGAGAAGAGGCUCCAUUAGUUGAAUAAUUCUAAAAAGAAGUUGAAGAAGAAGAAGAAGAAAAAUAAAAAGAAGAUAUUGCAAUUAUUUCUAAAACUAAAAAAACUAAAAAUCAAUCUAAAAAAUAAAGUAAAAAAUAAACCAAAAAUACCAAAAGUUAAAAAGAAGAUGAAGAUUCUUUAGGAUCUAUGAAUAAUUUUAUUGUUGAUGAUGAUGAAUAUGAUGAAUGA